AUGAAUGGAAACAAAGAGACUGCGGAGAUGAAGUUUUGCGCUUCGAAAUUAAGCCAAGCCAACAGCAAAGGUCAGUAUGCCCUCGGCAGUCGCACCGACUUGCUACACAUUCGGGUAUCGUCGAGUAACACUGACGACCCAUUGAUUCUUCAAGACUCCAAUGGACGAUUGGCAGCUAGGGCAGGUGGCCCAGGCUGGCAAAGCAAAGACCUUUGUACACAAUGUCAAUCCGUCAAUCUGACCCAGAUAUGUUCGAAGGGUAGUCUCUACGGAACUGGCGGUACUGACGUCUUCCUACAUAUUUCUGAGACUUCCACAUGCCCUUCGUGCCGGUUCCUCACUUCACAGUUGCAUCGAAAGGAUAAUGUUGCUAAAUCGCAAGAUCCAAUAACAGUGCAACUCAACAGGUCCAUCUUUGAUGGAAUAGAUCACGUUGUUAUGCGACUCAAUAACGAAUUGGAAUAUAUUCUACCGAUAACUGAUAAGAAUAUGCUUGGGGCGCCAGGCAGGAUUGGGCAGCAUCGACAGAUCCCCAAGUUCAGGCUACUGGACUGCAAGACCAAGACUGUGGUGGAGUUGACGGUGUUUGUUGAAUAUGUUGCCCUCAGUUAUGUAUGGGGUUCCUCGUCUAAUCUCCACGAAAGCGAUCGAGCCAUCAUGGCCAAGGCCGUGAUCAAAGACGCCAUUUAUGUCACAAUACAGCUCGGAUUUCGAUAUAUAUGGAUUGACCAGCUGUGUAUUGAUCAAACGAACACACAAGACAUGAACUGCCAGUUGGGUCAGAUGAAUACUAUCUACAACCAAGCAAGUGUCACCAUAAUAGCUGCCGCGGGUGAGAGUUCAUUACAUGGUUUACCUGGUGUAGGGCAAUGCCCUCGUACGAUUCCAAACAACUUCAUCCUCGACGGAACGACGUGGAGAUACAAGCCCAUAUCGUUUGCAAAUCACGUGGGCGCCUCAAGAUGGUCAACUAGGGGUUGGACAUACCAGGAAGCAGUCUUCUCCCGCAGGUGCGUCAUCUUUGCUGAUGACCAGGUCUUCUACCAAUGUGGAAGCAUGACUUGUGCCGAGGAAUUGAUACAUGACUUUGAAAGCUGUGAACGUGUGGUUUUCCCCAUCUUUGAGCGUAUUUUAUACCAAGACUCAGAUAGCAGGGUAUAUUUACCAAGUAGUUGGAGAUUCAUGACAAACUUGGAGGCUUACUCCAAGCGCGAACUUACAUACGACUCCGACGUGCUGAGAGCAAUGGAGGGAAUUUUUGGCUUUUAUGCCCAGCUAGAACCACCAGUAGAACAAUACUGGGGUCUGCCACAUAGGUGGGUUGGCUGUCAACUCUCAAACCUGUAUAGGAAAGAUGUUUACCACGUUGCAAAAUCGAAGCAUAAUGAUGUCGUGGUCGCUAUUCUCUGGGCAAUGCUAUGGGAGCCACGGUGGAGUGAAAUACAGAUUCCAGAGUCUGGACUUGCCAGGAGGGACGGUUUUCCGACAUGGUCAUGGUCUGGCUGGAAAGUCGGAGUGAGAUGGAACUUCCUGGAGAAUGUGAAGCAUUUAGAAAGGAGCUUCACAGCGCCUUUGUUUGCGGAAACAACAGCAGGAACACUUGUGGAACUCAAUGACACGCUUGCACGGUCGCUCACUUCCGGUCAAUCUUACCCGACUUUGGGGUUGACCUAUAUCUUGAGAAUCACUACCAAGGUUUUCGAUGUGCCUUUCAUGGAACUCGCGCCCUAUAGGCCCACGAGAACCUGGGCAAAGAGCAAUUCAUUUCCUACCAGACGCAAAAGCCAGCACUGGGUCACCAUGGAUGAUCAAUCCCUUGAAGGCAGAUGGACUCAUUUUGUUGUUCAAAAGAACAUUGAGACGCCUGGAAGAGGGAUUGUGUGGUCGCUUGAUCUUACAAGUGGUGGGGCGACAAGUGCUUCACACCUCGCUUUCGGUACCGACACGAUCAGCCUCAAUCCCAUGACAGUCCGAUGUAUAGUCAUCAGUUACGAUUAUGGGAUGAUUGUGCAGUCUAGCAAUGGCAUCUUCAAGCGAGUCGGGCUGUUGCGUUUCGAGGGCCAGUUCUUCGAGAAUGGCUUAGUAAGUACUGAUGAAUACGGUCAUCGCGACGAUACCGUAACAUGGCCGUGGACCGACUCGGUACAGAGCAGAGAUCUCAGAGACCACUUUCCAAGUGUUGAACGAACUGUGCGUUUAGACUAG
Fusarium tjaetaba is the source of this 2205-nucleotide messenger RNA. RefSeq lists its product as uncharacterized. NCBI's taxonomy places the organism in Eukaryota, Fungi, Ascomycota, Sordariomycetes, Hypocreales, Nectriaceae. Bases 1 to 2205 code for a protein of 734 amino acids. The transcript is spliced from 3 exons. The record is from RefSeq and is a predicted model, not a curated record.